Molecule: messenger RNA, 2753 nt
Organism: Varanus komodoensis (Komodo dragon)
Lineage: Eukaryota; Metazoa; Chordata; Lepidosauria; Squamata; Varanidae
Gene: OTOP1
Product: otopetrin 1
Exons: 6
Coding region: 1-1893 (630 amino acids)
Biological process (GO): proton transmembrane transport; inner ear morphogenesis
Cellular component (GO): membrane
Molecular function (GO): proton channel activity
Source: RefSeq, a predicted model, not a curated record
AUGGUCAACGAAGGGAAGCCAGGCAGCCCCGCCGAAGCCACCCUGGAGGGCAAGAGGAGCCGCGGCAAGAAAAGCCCGAGCGCGCGGGCGGCGGAGGCGGGCUGCCAGCUGGAGAGGACAGCCGCGGGCCCGCCACCGCCCUCGCCGGCGCAGUCCACGGGGGGCGGCAGUGGCGGCCGCUUGGCUCUGCUCGCGGGCCGAGGCUACCCUCAGAAAAACGCCGAGAUCCUAAGCAGCCAGUACGGCCUUCACCUCUUCCUGGCCGGGCUGCUGCUGAUGUUCGCCUGGGCGGUGCACGCCGAGGGCAUCGCCCAGAGCGCCGUCCUGUCGUACCUCAUCACCCUCAUGCUGCUGCAGCUCCUCUGGAUGGCGUGGUACAUCUGCCGCCGCUACGCGCAGAAGAGGCUCAUCCAGGACAAGGACACGCACGCCGGGGCGCGCUGGCUCAAGUGUGGUAUUACUUUGUUUGCAGUGAUUACUUUAAUUAUGGACUCUUUUAAAAUUGGUCACUUUGUUGGAUUUUCAAGUUGUUUGUCAGUCACAGAAGGUAUUUUUCCAGCUACACAUGCCAUUCAUACAGUUCUGCAGGUGUACUUCUUGUGGUGCCAUGCAAAGGAUAUUAUCCAGUCCUUCAAAACAUUGGAGAGGUUUGGAGUGAUCCAUUCUGUAUUUACAAAUUUGCUUUUGUGGUCAAAUGGUGUGUUAACAGAAUCAAAGCAUCAACUCAAUGAACAUAAGGAAAGGUUAAUCACUCUUGGAUUUGGAAAUAUAUCAAUAGAAUUAGAUGACCAUGCACCAGACUGUAAUUGUAGCACACCAGCCCUGUGCUCCAUAUUUUCUCAAGGAAUCUAUUACCUGUAUCCCUUCAAUAUUGAAUAUCACAUUUUAACAUCCACAAUGCUCUAUGUGCUGUGGAAGAAUAUUGGACGGAAAGUUGAGCACAUUCAUCAGCAGAAGACACCGUUUAAAUUUCAAGGCAAAACCAUGGGCACCAUUUUAGGACUUGCUGUCUUUAUUACAACAAUAGCAAUUGUAGUGGUUUAUUUGAUUCAGAUUGGCCGUUCAAAAAUACGGAGUGAAUUAGCACUGAUUAUGUUUUAUUUGUAUGCGAUUGCAGUACUGACACUCAUGUGUGCUGCUGGGAUUGUUGCUCUUCUGAUUUACAGAGUUGAAGAAAAAUCAUUGGAUGUCUCCAAAAAUCCAGCUAGGAAACUUGAUGCAGACUUAUUGGUUGGAACUGCCUCAGGAUCUUGGCUCCUUUCUUGGGGUUCCAUUCUUGCCAUUAUAUGUGCUCAGUCCCAUCCUUCCUACACAUGGUACAAUUUGCCCUUCUCAAUACUUGUUAUAAUUGAGAAAUAUAUUCAAAACCUCUUCAUAAUUGAAUCCAUACACCGAGAGCAUGAGAAGGUUAAUGAUGAUAUUAAGACCCUUCGAAUUCUAACUGUGUCCAAUGGAAGCACCUUGUCCCCUGCAGCUUCCUACAAAGAAAUAUAUAAUGGAACAGGUGGCACUGACAAUGGAGAGGUACCCCACAUGUUCAAUGGAAACAGCUACCUGCCCGAGAGCAGUGGAAGUGGUGCCCUGGAUGAAGACAAUGGUCAAGUUGCUUCUCCACUUGGUCCUUCCACUUCUGAUUUCCCCCUUAGUAGAAAUCUGAUGGUCAGCAACAAAAGAAGCAUCUUGAAGAACAUUGCAGUAUUCCUGUUUUUAUGUAACCUUUCACUUUGGAUCCCACCAGCUUUUGGCUGCCGCCCUCAGUAUGACAAUGGCUUGGAAGAAAUGGUUUUUGGAUUUGAGCCUUGGAUUAUUGUUGUUAACCUUGCCAUGCCAUUUUCCAUUUUCUACCGGAUGCACUCGGCAGCUUCUCUCUUUGAGGUCAGUUGCAAAACAUGACCUUGAUAAAUACAGCAGUCGGGAUGGAUGACUGGCUGAGAAGAUGAAUACAUCAGAAGUCCGCCCAAAGUAGAGUAUGCAAUUACAUGAAUGAAUGAAACUGAAGAAGAUGCAGACUUUCAUUGUGUGGAACACUUUGUACAUCAUCCAUCCCUCUCUCCCAGUAGUCUAGGCAAAUGUUACCACCUUGCUCCUAGUCUUGUAUGAGAGACUGCAUGUUUACUCAGAGGUAGGUCCCACUGAAUUCACUGAGGUUUAUUCCCGGGAAAGCAUGUAUAGGCUUGCAGCCGAAGGAUUCAAUUACCUGGGAGUAAGUCCGCUGAACUCAGUGGAGCUUAUUUCCAAGUAGAUAUACAUAGGAUUUCACUGUAAGUUAAUGAAAAUGUGAUUAAACCUUGUCCUGGCUAACUGUUUGAGGUUUACUAUUGGAAAACAAAAUACAUUUUGAAUAUAAUUUUACAUUGUAUUUUUUUAAUGAAAAUGAUAGUACAGUCCUAUACAUAUUGUCUCAGAAGUAAAUCUUGACUUUAAUUGGAGCUUGCAGGUAAGGGGUUGCAAGAUUGCAGUGUUAAUCAUUUCUAAGUCCUAUUGAUUGCAACAGGAAGGAAUUAAGCAUGUGCACCAGUGUGACUUUUAAUAAUUGUGGCUAUUGCCUGGGGAUAUCCAUCAUCUAAAUAUCCGUUGAGCAGAAAAUAUAAUCGGGCAGUAUAAAAAUGUAAUAAAUAAACAAACACUAAAAGCUGUGUUGUAGUAACAUGUUACAACACAGAAACAGAUAGAUACCGUCAUAGUACCACUCAUUAUGACAAAUAAAUAUUAAUGACACAAUUGUUUUGCAUUUGUUACAUGUAUUUUAUGUA